ACAGACUGGGAUCACAGAAUUUUCAGAGUUGUUCUAUAUAAUGUUUCAGAUCAAAUGUGUUUUAAUUUGAAUAACUAGGUUGGAAGAUCACUAGAGAAGCGAAGUGCAUCCAUACUGUUUGGGCCCAUAUCACUGGAACACCAAGCAGAAGAUAAGAAGAUGGUUUCAGUUCCACAAAAUAAUGUUAGUGUUCUGAAGGUGUCUUAUACAGUGAGGGAACGUCUAGGACCAUGGUGGGAUAUUUCAUCAUACCAUAAAAAGUGGACAAGACAGAUUCUCAAGGAUGUUUCAUUUCAUAUAGAAAGUGGCCAAAUAAUGGGCAUUUUAGGAAAUUCUGGAUCUGGGAAAACAACUCUGCUGGAUGCCAUAGCUGGAAGACUGAGCCAUAAGAGCAAUUUUGUUGGGCAAGUUUAUGUCAAUGGACAUGAGUUGCAUCAGGAUCAAUUUCAAGACUGUUUUUCCUAUGUUCUCCAGAAUGAUACUUUGUUAAGCUACCUCACCAUAGAAGAAUCUUUGACAUAUAUUGCCUUGCUGGCACUUCAGAAGCAUUCCUGUGACUCUAUAAAGAAAAAGGUUGAUGCUGUUAUGGCUGAGCUAAGGCUCAGUCAUGUUGCUAACAGUGUAAUUGGAAGCCGUAUUUUGGGGGGAAUUUCUGAGGGUGAGAGGCGCCGUGUUUCAGUUGCAGCACAAUUAUUACAAGAUCCCCAGGUCAUGUUGCUAGAUGAACCAACAACUGGUCUGGACUGCAUGACAGCUAAUCAGAUUGUAAUGCUGCUUUCAGAACUUGCUCAGAAAGGCAGGAUAGUAAUUAUUACAGUCCAUCAGCCACGAUCAGAACUUUUCCAGGUAUUUAAUAAAAUUUGCAUCAUGAGUUUCGGAGAAUUAGUUUUCUGUGGAGGUCCAUCAGACAUGAUCACAUUUUUUGAGAGCUGUGGCUACUCUUGCCCUGAACAUUCCAACCCCUUCGAUUUUUAUGUGGAUCUGACAUCAGUAGACACUCAAAGCAAAGUGCGUGAACUGGAAACUUACAGCCGAGUUCAAACUAUUUCUACUGCCUAUAAAAGUUCAGAAUUAUUUCUUAACACUCUGGAGGCCAUUGAAGAAACAAAGUGCAAAGUAAAAGACCUACCACCUAUACCUUUUAAAUGUAAAGAUUCCCCUGACUCUUUCGCCAAACUAUGGAUUCUCUUAAGGAGGAUCACAAGAAAUUUCUCCAGAGACAAAGUUGGGCUAAUCAUGCGCCUUUCCCAAAACUUAUUGUUUGGCCUUUUCAUGGCAUUCUUCCUCCUGAGGCUGAGUGAUGAUCUUCUUAAAGGAGCAGUGCAAGAUCGUGUAGGGUUCAUUUACCAAUGUAUGAGUGCUCCACCACAUACAGGAAUUCUCAAUGCCCUAGCUCUGUUUCCUGCAUUACGGGCUGUGGGAGACCAAGAAAGCAAAGAUGGUUUAUACCAGAAAUGGCACAUGUUGCUUGCCUACGUACUUCAUUUCCUGCCCUUUAGUGUCAUCAGUGUUGCACUUUUUAGCAUCUUUAUUUACUGGACUGUGGGAUUGCACCCAGCUGCAUCAAGUUUUGGAUAUUUCUUUGCUGCUGUCACAGUACCUCAUAUAGUAGGAGAACUGCUUACACUUGUUUUUCUUGGGGUAAUUCAAAAUCCCAAUGUGGUCAAUGGAGGAGUAGGUCUACUUAACGUAGCAGGAGUCCUAGUUGGAAGUGGACUUGUAAGGAGCCUAGAGGACAUGCCAACUGCUUUUAAGAUGCUAAGUUAUCUUACAUUUCAAAAAUACGGCAGUGAAAUUCUUAUUGUGAAUGAGUUUUCUGGAUUAAAAUUCACAUGUGGUGGUCUCUCCAACAUUUCCACUGGAGUUGAGGCUUCCUGUCCGUUUUCUCAUGGGACUCAGUUCAUUGAAAGAAACUUUCCAGGAGCAGGAUCCCGCUUCACAACUGACUUUCUACUAUUAUAUGCUUUUCUCCCAGCGCUCAUAACUCUAGCAAUUAUAAGUUUUAAAAUAAGGGAUAUAACUAUUCUUAGGUGAUGCAAGUGCCACUAAAUAGUUUGUGAAAGUAUUGUAUUUUGUAUACUUUUGUGGAACCUGAAAGUACAGCUUAUCGAAGCUUUUCCCUGUUGUUGAAUGAUUAAAGUGUAACAAUGUAGUCUUCCAUUGAUAUUAUGGUAAAAAACAAGAGUUCUCUUAAUUCUCGUUGGAAAAUUGAAUGGAUGAUCCAAGAAGAAUCAACUUGAUGGUUAUUCUUCUCUUUCUGUGAUAUGACCAAGCAUGCAUUUUCACUUACUCUUUUUAGGCUGUGUUAGGAACAAAUCUUAAGUAUUAUGAUGAAAAGAGGGAACUGUAGAUGCUUUGAAAUAAACAAAAAAAUCAUUAUCACAUUCAGUGUUACUUUGGUUUCAUAAGGUUGUAUUCAUGUUUAAUACAUUCAUAUCUGUGAGUCUGAGAAGAAUUGUGUGUAUAGAGGUGUGCGCAAUUUGAAAAUCUUGCCCAGUAUCACCUCUUCCUGCAGGAUUCUAUAAGCUCCAUAGGCUCCUUAGAAUAAAGGAAGGUUCCCACAUACUAUUUUUAACUAGUAACUCAAUGACAUUCUUCCCCUUCUGGAACAUUUUUAGUCCUCAUAUGGCUAUUUUUAAAUGUAUUUUUUCUCUUUUGGUUAUUUGACGAAGUCAUAUGUUUAGUGAUCCCUGUGUCAGUAGUCAAACCCCUUCCCCACACUGCAAGUGCAGUUUGUGGAUAUGAAAUAUCAUAAAUGUCUUAGACACUGUUUGGCCCUAAGCAGAGGGGAUGCCAACUGGCCCGGAAACAGGAAAGUUACCGAGCCAUAAGUCAUAGGGGAAAUGACUGACGGCUCCCAUGCCCCAGAGAGCAGCAGACAUAAUGAGGCUUCCUCAAGAGACACCUCCCUGCCUAAUCUCAUCAAUAUCUUCCUCCACUUUUCUUCUCUCACUUACUUAAUCAGGCUUUUUGGCACAUCUGAUGGCCUUCCUGUCCAAUACGUACCAAAUCAUUAAGCAAUAUUUUUACCUAUAGACCAUUCCAGAUAGUCAUAUCAAACCCUUCCCAAGUUACUGAUCAUCUCCAGACAAGCCAUUAAGCCAUUCUUUUGGGAGCUAUACUGCAGCAUUGCUCCAGGAUAUGUUUUGCCCUAUAACUGGGCUGCCCAGCCAUGUGCUCAGCAUGUGUGUGCCUUAGUAACUACUCACGCACCCUCACCCCUUUUGGGCUUCUUCUCUCCAUGAAACACUGCUUGUUUUGCUGCUCCUCCAUGGACCUUCUCCUCUUUAAAACUGGUAAUUACCGCCCUUCUCCCAAAACUGCUUUCCCAUUUCCUCACUGUUUUCUUAGUUAGCUUUGUGUGUAUGCUGCGUGUGCUUUCUAUUCCUCUGUUAAUAAAAAAAACCUUUCUAGUAGAACAUCUGCCUGAUUAUUUGAGAGUUUUCUGAGGGAACA
Molecule: messenger RNA, 3456 nt
Organism: Eublepharis macularius
Lineage: Eukaryota; Metazoa; Chordata; Lepidosauria; Squamata; Eublepharidae
Gene: ABCG5
Product: ATP binding cassette subfamily G member 5
Exons: 13
Coding region: 160-2034 (624 amino acids)
Biological process (GO): cholesterol homeostasis
Cellular component (GO): plasma membrane
Molecular function (GO): ABC-type transporter activity; ATP binding; ATP hydrolysis activity
Source: RefSeq, a predicted model, not a curated record